GUGGCGUUGCUAGAAUGUCUGAUCCAAAAAUGAUAAAAGAGAUAAAAGCAGCAGUCACAAUUCCAGUAAUGGCUAAAGUAAGAAUUGGACAUUUUGUAGAAGCUCAGAUUUUAGAAGCAAUUAACGUUGAUUAUAUUGAUGAAUCUGAAGUACUUACACCAGCUGAUGAACAACAUCACAUAAAUAAAAAUAAUUUCAAAGUUCCAUUUGUAUGUGGGGCUAAGAAUUUAGGUGAAGCACUUCGAAGAAUUACUGAAGGUGCUGCAAUGAUACGUACCAAAGGUGAAGCAGGCACAGGAAAUGUGGUAGAAGCUGUAAAACAUAUGAGAACUAUUACAAGUGAAAUUAGAAAAGCUUCAGCUAUGAAUGACGAAGAAUUAUAUUGUUAUGCUAAAGAAAUACAGGCACCUUAUAAUUUAUUAAAAGAGACUGCUGAAUUGAAAAGACUUCCAGUAGUGAAUUUCUCUGCCGGGG
Molecule: messenger RNA, 474 nt
Organism: Entrophospora candida
Lineage: Eukaryota; Fungi; Glomeromycota; Glomeromycetes; Entrophosporales; Entrophosporaceae
Source: the annotation of a GenBank genome assembly